Molecule: messenger RNA, 1684 nt
Organism: Triticum urartu
Lineage: Eukaryota; Viridiplantae; Streptophyta; Magnoliopsida; Poales; Poaceae
Source: RefSeq, a predicted model, not a curated record
CAGUUUCCUAUAUUGGACAAGUGAAGUGUGGUAGCUGCUCACUGACACAAUGGAACAACUUGACAUUUGGGCGCCCAUCUUGGCCAAUCCUCUUCCAAGCCAACGGGCGGAGAUUAAAGUUCACUCAACAUAUGUGGAUUAUGGCACCAUGGACUUUCAAGCACUCUUAGAAGGACCCCAUGAUUUGGACAGAUGGCUGAAAGGGGCAUUCAUUCCUAUUUAUAUAAAGGAGGCGAAUUUAACUCAUGAGGCAAGAUUUUCGCACAUCCAGAAGUACAAACUUGCAAAACAAAUGAACGUGGAAAAUGGCAUAUGUUUCAUCAUUGCAGAUUGAAUGUAAAUUUUAUUCACCAACUAGUGAUCAUGGCAUGAUAAUACAAACACCUGCCCCACUGAAGGCGUUGCCUGAGAAAGAGGAGGCUCCUGCCACCACGACUCUCAACGGCGGAGGAGGAGAAGAGGGGGAAACGAGAGAGGGGGGAGGGGCCAUGUACCUGCCACCUUGUCACCGAAGAAGCAGGAGGCUUGCGGCCACCGCCACACCUCCGGAGGAGGGGACCUGCAAUCUACUAGAUUACGUACCAAAAAGUGGUUGGAGGCAUGGAAGUCGUGUGAGAAGUGAACGGGAGAGAGGAACAUGGUCGAUAAACAUGGAACAAUGCCAAAAACGUGGGCGCAGAAGAAACAAUGACCAUUGGACAUCUGAAGAGGUGAAAGAACUAGUGGAUGGCAUAUCUGCAUAUGGGGCUAGCCAAUGGGCUAAGUUGAAGAGCAAAAGAUUUCCAAUAUCAGUUCGAACGGCGGAGCAUCUUAAGGAUAAGUGGAGAAACCUAGUGAAAGCCUUCACGGGAAAUGUGAAAAGAAGGACCUCGCCUCGUCUAGAUAAGGAUUGGGUCGAAAAGAUCAAGAGGCUGGCAGCUGAUUACCCUCGAAAAUGAAGCUGCACUCGCGAAUGCUACAAGAAACGUCACAUGGUACUUCUGGUGUAGCAAUGGCCCCGCAACGACAAUUCUGUUGUUUUUCAAGAACUGUGAAGCAUAGGCUGUCAUAUUAAGCGUGUCGAAAGUAGAUUGAACCAUCUGGAUGGAGCAGUUUCUGUCUCCUGCCUAACUGCCCUGUGAAUGGAAAUAGCGCUCGCUCCUUCGACCUGUUGGCUUGCCUGUUUUGCUACAGUAGCUUGACCUUUCAUUACACCAUGCUACAUUCUGCUGGAAGCUUUUGGUCUUAUGAUAUGAAUGGUGAAUGGAUAUGCACAUUUACACACACUGCUUCAAGCAGUCUCACUCACUCCGCUCAAGGAAUAAUGCAGUUGAUAGCUCGAAUCGAGCACCUGUGACACGCCUCGACCCGAAGAAUCAAGGUGCCGCUGCCUCCAAGCAGCAGGUUUAUUCACCACUCUGCCUGUACCUUGAGCGAUCGUGAGGUGCCGGAAUGGCUGCUUGUACCUUAAGGCCAGCCAGCAGGAUGAGUAGUAGCUAGGGUAGUUUCUUUCUUGCUGCUGUAUGGUGUGGUUCGUUGUGGAUCCUUGGAAUAAUUUUGGUUGAUGACGAUAUCCUGUCACUCACUCAGCCGUUCUGAUUGUUUGUACUGAUACUCAAUUGGGUUUCAACCAUUCUGUAAAAAUUGGAGCCAGGAUACGUCCCUCUUGAUCUUCUCUAGGAAGGAUUUCAGUCUGUACCCUUGA